CGCAGAGGGGGGGGGGGGGGGGGCCUGGGCGGCGGCCCCGGCGUUGCCUGGGCGCCCGGGGCGCGCGUCCCUAGCAACCGCCCGCCCACGUCAGGGUUUGUCCAAUAAUCGCCCGGGUAUUUAGGGCCGCGGCUCGCUGCGGGCGGCGGGGGAGCCAGGACACCGCGCCGGGCAGCGGGUGAGGCGCGCGGAGGCUGCGGCCCAGGGCACCUCCCCCCGGCUUCCCAAACCCGGCCCGGUCACACCCGAGCGGGGGGAGAUGGAAACAACAUCGGCCCAACUCUGAGCCCCUCAGGAACACCACCAACACCUUCCCGCCUCGUCCCCCGAUCCGUUCCCUCCAAGUCUCCAUCUCCCGGAGCCGGGCCGGGCGGAAAAACAAAAACAAAAACCAGCGAUGGCGGAAAACCUGAGGAAACUGGUCUCCAACGACUUUUUACGCACCAUGUACGAGAACCUGGAGCGCUGGCAGAGGGAUUACAACACAAACUCAUGUGAUCAGAAUCUAAGUUAUUGCCUGGAAUUCAUCGAACAAGUUGCCAAGAUGCAGGGACAACUCUUUGGAAUCCUCACUACAACAGCUCAAGAAGGAGGACGUUAUGAUGGUGUGGAAGUAAUCAAAUCUCGCCUUUUGCCUUGGCUGGAGGCCUCCUUUACCGCUGCUUCCCUGGGAAAGCCUAUUGAUAGCAAGGUCCCCUCUCUACAGGACACAUUUGAGAAGGAGAGACUGAAAGAGGUUGGUAGUCGGGAACGGGAGAUGAAACAAUUACAAGUGGAGCUGAGCUCAACUCAUAAUCAAAUCAACCAGAUUCAAGACGAUCUGGCUGACACUCCAAAGAUUACUGAAGCAACCAAGAACAGAUCGGCCAUAUCCCUUUUGGCUGCAGAGGAGGAAAUAAAUCAGCUAAAAAAGCAGCUUAAAUCACUUCAAGCCCUGGAAGAGUCCCGCCACUCAUUGCAUAGAGCCUCUGGGCGGCGUAAGAGCACAGAUCGAGGUGCAGAGCGAGGUGCAGAGCGAGGUGCAGAGCUGAGGACCUCGGACCUGAGGCGAUCGGAGCAUCGCAGCAUCGACAAGCGCAGCGGCUUGGACAAACACGUCUCUGGCUUGGACAAGCGUGAGCGGUGUGACCCCGAAGUGAUAUCCGAUUAUGAGAAGCAGGUCCGCUCGCUGAAGGACGAGAUCGCAGCUCUGACGGCCGAAAACUCUGCCCUCCAAGGAAGGUCCACCCGGAGCCAGACUCCCAGCCCGGACCCCCGCAGCCGCAGCCCGCCUGCCCGCAGCCGCAGCCGCAGCCGUAGCCGCAGCCGCAGCCGCAGCCGCAGCCUCAGCCACGGCCACAGCCGUCCAGGCAGCCGCAGCGGCAGCCGCAGCCGCAGCCGCAGCCGCAGCCGCAGCCGGUCGGGCAGCCCCACCAACGCGAUGGUGAAGAUCCGGACGCCCUCCCCGAACCGCUCCAAGCUAUCCAGCGGGGCGCGCAAGGCGGCGCUCAUGUCCCGGUUCAGCGACGCCUACUCGCAGGCGCGCCUGGACGCGCAGUGCCUGCUGCGCCAGUGCAUCGACAGCGCCGAGAGCGUGCAGCGCAUCAUCUACAUCGCCACCGUGGAGGCAUUCCAUGUAGCUAAAAUGGCAUUCAGACACUUCAAGAUCCGUGUAAGGAAAUCUUUGACACCGUCGUAUAUAGGGGCGAAUGACUUUGAGGAUGCCGUCAUGGAUUAUAUAAUCUGUCACCUUGAUCUAUACGAUUCCCAAAGCAGUGUCAACGAUGUGAUUCGAGCCAUGAAUGUCAAUCCCAAGAUUUCAUUCCCUCCAGAAGUUGACUUCUGCCUCCUCAGUAACUUCAUCCAGGAGAUAUGUUGCAUUGCCUUUGCGAUGCAGACGUUAGAGCCACCCCUGGAUAUUGCAUUUGGGGCCGAUGGGGAAAUGUUUAAUGACUUCAAGUACCGUCGCAGCUAUGACUCGGAUUUCACGGCACCCUUGAUCUUCUAUCACGUGUGGCCUGCCCUCAUGGAGAAUGACAUCGUCAUUAUGAAGGGGGAAGCUGUCACCAAGAGAGGGGCUUUUUGGAACUCUGUGCGACCCGUAACCCGAAGUCGAAGCAGGAGUUUAAGUCCCAUCUGCCCCCGUAGCCAUAUUGGGAUAAGCAUGCUAUCUCGAAGCCGGAGUCCUUCUCCAAUAAGAUGUGCAUUGCCAAGGUAUUAAACCACCAGACGUGUUCCUCUGCCACAACACACCACCACCUGCACCAGCACAUCUGCACCAGCCAGCCUCCGCACCAGCACAUCUGCAAUCAGCCAGCCUCCGCACCAGCACAUCUGCAACCAGCCAGCCUCCGCACCAGCACACCUGCAACCAGCCAGCCUCCGCACCAGCACAUCUGCACCGGCGCCCGCGCCAGCCCGCUGUGCCUGCCGCAUCCCUCACUUAGAUAAUGUGAAAGGGCAACUCUGUGUAUCACUGUACACAGAGAGUUAAAUGUUUUGGCUUGACACAUUUGUAACUUCAGAUAUAUUGCAUUUUAUUUUACUUGAUAGGCACCAGCCCCAUGACUUUGAUAAAAACGAUUGCAUGGGUGUUUAGGAUCACAUUCAUUCGAAGCAGUCCACUGCCCAGGUUCAGGAUUCUCAUGGCAGCUGGGUGAGCACACACGGAAAACCUUGACCAUGCUGAGUCCGAAAGACGGAGCAGAAGUCCUAGUUUGCAAUUUGAUCAUAAGCACUGUCACGGAUAACGUUAGCUUUAGCUCGAAAACAAAAAUUGGGUGUUUUACUUUACUUCUGAGGUUUGGAAGACAGCCCUCAUCUCAGAUUGGGGAACCUGUGGCCAGAAUGGUGACUUUAGGCUAAAUACAGAUGAUGGUGAGUGACCAGGCUGUAGGUCACUCAUUGGCUUGGUUCUGUUUUCUUACUGUGGGUGCCCAGUUUGGCUGAGCUGAGUACUGUAGGUUGAAGCUACUGAGUUGAGAGAAUUUUCUUGCUUCAUAAGUGCAGAGCAGUGAUUUGGACAGAAGGCAGCAUUGAGAUAAAAGUUUAUUCCAUUAUGCUUAUCUCCUGGGAAUGUUUCAUGCAGCUUUAAUAUAGGUGUUAAAUAUAAAAGCUACCUGGGCCAUGUCUUUUCCCUAUUCCACCUACUUGGCUACAAAUUCAGGCCUCCCAAAUACCUAAACUCAAGGCCUAAAACUUAGGAACACCAUUUACUGGUUUUAAACUAAACGUAUAUUCCUCAAUUUCUUCACUGUGAAGUACUGUUGCAAGUUCAAGAUAAAAAUGGAAUGUGGCUUUUCAAGAUAAGUAAUAGUCGUUUUAGGCUUUUUGUUUAUUUUAUUUUUUACUUUGACACCGGCCUUGAACACAAACCUGACAAAUGGUUGCUUUCGCCAAGAGUCUUUUAGACAGAAACUCUGAAUUGGCCACAGCUCAGCUUGCAUCAGCUCAGGGCCAAAUCCGGCACCUGGUUCAGGUGAGACUGCUCAGUGCUGCCCCUGGGUCUACUGCCACCAACCCGCCCUGCAGGGUGAGCUGAUUGCCCCACGCUGAGUAUUGGUGUGGUUAGCGCCUCGGAGCCAUGCCGGGUGCUAGAAGGAGAACUCGGUGCUGGGCGACUUUAGUUCCGCUUGGUCAUUAGCUGGCUUUGUGGCCUUGAGCAAGUUACUUCACCUCUCUGAGCCUUUGCUCCCUGUAGAGGGAGAAGGCUGGAUGAGAUUAGUGGUUUCCUCCACCCUCCCAGAGACAGUGUACCUCCACUUUUAAACAAAUUCCCCCCCCGCAAUUCUGAAAUGAAAUUCAAAGUUAUUCAAUAAUAGGAUCAACAUGAUAUUAGAUAUAUAUAUAUAUUUUUUAAACAAUGAAUAGAAUACCCUAACUGUAAUAGGACUUAGUUAAAAGGAAAGACACUCUUUAAAAUAAUAAAAUGUAUUUAAUAGCAAAGCUUGGGUGUGUCCAUCUGGAAGAUAGACUGAAGUCAUCAGAUGCUCUCACCCUGUGUGGAAUCGCAAGCUCCCAGGGCAGAUCAGUGUGUGUUGUUCUGGCAACAUUCCACGCAGUGAUGUCACUGGAUGUGAUUCUCUAAAUGGUGGACGGCUCUGGGAAAGUGUUGAACACAAAAUCUCACAGUUGUGCCUCGAUUUACACAGUACAUGCAUCCCUGGAAUAGUCGCUGGAUAGUAAAACCAUGCCAACAGUUACCUUUAGCUACACGUCGAAAGGUCGUUUCUAACAUCUCACUAAGUAAGAGAAUGCUUACAUCUCACUAAGUAAAGAGGAUGCUUACAUACCAGGAUUUUCUUUUUGGAGUUGAAUGUGGAAGUUCAUGCCCUGAUCUGGAGAAAGGCCACCUGUAUUCAGUGUGUUUGCUCCAUCCCCUGUCUGGCCACGUACCAUUUCUCAAGUCUCUGAUUUGAAUAAAACCACAACAGGAAAUGGUGGGUGGUCUAGGAUAAUUUUUGGAAAAAAUCCACAAAACCAAAGGAGGCGGACCUAUGCUCCUUUCACCUGGGUAUGCUCCUUAACCUUGGUGACUUUGAAAAAUGAAAAGCUGUUACUUCAUAAUCUGGAUAAAUAUUAGCUUCUGUAUCAUUGGUUUAAUAGUGAAUAAUAAAACUAAGGAAAAAAAAAGUG
Pipistrellus kuhlii (Kuhl's pipistrelle) is the source of this 4614-nucleotide messenger RNA. It is a transcript of the gene SPATA18, whose product is annotated as spermatogenesis associated 18. Gene Ontology annotation, biological process: mitophagy by internal vacuole formation; mitochondrial protein catabolic process. Gene Ontology annotation, cellular component: mitochondrial outer membrane. The record is from RefSeq and is a predicted model, not a curated record. The transcript is spliced from 14 exons. NCBI's taxonomy places the organism in Eukaryota, Metazoa, Chordata, Mammalia, Chiroptera, Vespertilionidae. The coding region runs from base 398 to 2200 and encodes 600 amino acids.